UUUGGCCAUGAAUGAUGAGAAAACCAAACAGAAAGCCAUGGAAGCUGUUGCAGAUAUCUAUGGGAUAAACUCGAUCGCAAUUGAUCUGAAAGAGCAGAAGAUGACAAUCAUCGGAGAGAUGGAUACAGUUGCCAUUGCUAAAAAGCUGAAGAAAAUCGGGAAGAUCGAUAUAGUAACAGUUGGACCUGCUAAAGAAGAGAAGAAAGACGAGAAGAAAGAAGAGAAGAAAGACGAGAAGAAAGAAGAGAAGAAAGACGAGAAAAAGGAUGAAAAGAAAGUGGAAAAAAAGGAUGAAAAGAAGGAAGAGAAAAAGUAGUGAAAGGUACAAGUAUGGAUGUUUUGCAAGAUAAAUCUUAAAUCAUAGUUAUAUCUGUAUACCUGUAUGCGAAAAGACGUGAGGCAACUAGCAUAUUUGCAGCGGGCACGCAUGCUCUGUGACUCAUUGCAUCUCAGCAUGAAAUAAAUUUUAAUCAAUGAUCAAGAAAGCCACAAGACUACGAAUUGGAAUUCUUUA
Molecule: messenger RNA, 514 nt
Organism: Dioscorea cayenensis subsp. rotundata (Guinea yam)
Lineage: Eukaryota; Viridiplantae; Streptophyta; Magnoliopsida; Dioscoreales; Dioscoreaceae
Product: heavy metal-associated isoprenylated plant protein 39-like
Exons: 2
Coding region: 8-316 (102 amino acids)
Molecular function (GO): metal ion binding
Source: RefSeq, a predicted model, not a curated record